This is a messenger RNA of Ctenocephalides felis (cat flea), 1697 nucleotides long. RefSeq names its product carboxypeptidase E-like. The record is from RefSeq and is a predicted model, not a curated record. The transcript has 9 exons. Gene Ontology annotation, biological process: proteolysis. Gene Ontology annotation, molecular function: metallocarboxypeptidase activity; zinc ion binding. Bases 146 to 1567 code for a protein of 473 amino acids. NCBI's taxonomy places the organism in Eukaryota, Metazoa, Arthropoda, Insecta, Siphonaptera, Pulicidae.
CGCGUCGCUCAACCCUCGCUCGGCGCUGAUAGACCCAGAACGCCACAGUAUGUGAACUGACAUUGGAAGUUGAAAACACAUUGUUCAUACGGCAGACUGCGACGUUUUCUUACACCCAGCGCGAGCGAGCCUACGUGAGCGUGAAAUGGCACCGACGCUGCGCUUGGUCGCGCUCCUGUGCGCGCUCGCCAGCUUUGGUCACGUCGUCGAAUUCACCACCGCCGCUUCCGUGGCCACCAGAGAGGAUUUCACGUGGAAACACCACAAUAACGAGGAAUUGGCGGAAGUUCUGAAAGCGAUCCACGAGAGAUGUCCUGGUAUAACGCGGUUAUACGCGCUGAGCGAGGCCUCUGUUCGAGGGGUACCACUCUACGUCAUAGAAUUCGCCAUGACGCCGGGAAAGCAUCGACCGCUUGUUCCGGAAUUCAAAUACAUUGCAAACAUGCAUGGUAACGAAGUAUUAGGAAGAGAGUUACUGUUAGGUUUAGCUCAUCACCUUUGUGAAGGAUAUCGCACCGGUGAUCCUGAUCUUAUGACACUUUUAGCAAACACUCGCAUCCAUCUCAUGCCCAGCAUGAAUCCUGAUGGAUGGCAAACUGCUACCGAAGUCGGCGGAAAAGAUUACUUAAUAGGUCGAUCAAAUAAUAGAUCAAUAGAUCUCAACAGGAACUUCCCAGAUCUCGAUAGGAUUAUGUUUGAUAAUGAAGAGACGCACGACUUCAACAAUCACCACUUAACUAUGGUCGAUAGAUUAAAUGAACCACUUCAACCAGAAACGAGAGCUGUAAUGCGUCUUAUAAUGCAAGUGCCAUUUGUUUUAUCUGCUAAUAUGCAUGGAGGAGACUUAGUUGCAAACUAUCCAUACGAUAGCAGUCGGUCUGGUGCUGACUAUGAUGAAUAUACUGGAACACCAGAUGAUAAUACAUUCAGACAUCUGGCAUUGUCAUAUGCGACAAAACAUGCCGACAUGGCGUCCAAGACGAGAAGUGGAUGUGAUGGGCCUAAUUUCGGAGAAAAUGGAGGAAUCGUCAAUGGAGCACAAUGGUACAGCGUAUCGGGAGGCAUGCAAGAUUUUAACUACCUAUCAUCGAAUGACUACGAAAUCACUCUCGAGUUGGGAUGCAAAAAGUACCCACCAGCUUCAGAAUUGAAAAAGGAAUGGGAACGAAAUCGUGAGGCAAUGAUACACUAUAUUUGGCAAUCUCACAUAGGUAUCAAAGGACUAAUUUCGGACGCUCGUGGGCGUCCUAUAUCAAAUGCUGUGGUCCAUGUUACGAACAUCACCGAUGGCAUGAGACAUGAGAUUGACCAUGAUGUUACUUCAGUGUAUCGUGGCGACUAUUACAGGUUAUUAACGCCUGGAGAAUAUGAAGUGACCGCAUAUAAAACGGGUUACAUGCCUCAAACGAAAAUCGUGACGGUUACCUCAAAGGAACAUGCGCCAGCACAACGCGUCGAUUUCAAGCUAACUGCCUUGGAGGACCUAUUGCAGAAGGAUAUGGACGAUAAAAUGAGUGGAUUCGACAAAUAUUUUUAUGAUGAAGAUAGACAAUCAAUGUAUGAUUAAAAUAUUCCGUUGCUUCCCAUUGUGCAUUGUUUAAACACACAUAUCAGUGUAGAAUCCAUGUGGUGAAUGUCAGUAAAGUUUAAUAAAUAAAAUAUAAACAAUAUCCUCUAUAAGUGCAUAGUCAAUAUAA